Cajanus cajan (pigeon pea) is the source of this 1380-nucleotide messenger RNA. Its product is annotated as zinc finger protein 3. The record is from RefSeq and is a predicted model, not a curated record. Gene Ontology annotation, biological process: negative regulation of abscisic acid-activated signaling pathway. Lineage: Eukaryota; Viridiplantae; Streptophyta; Magnoliopsida; Fabales; Fabaceae.
AAUCAUCAAAUUAAAAGUCCUAAACCUACCAAGAAGGGGAAGGAAAAGCAGUCUGCAAAGUGCAAUGGAAGGACUAAGCAAGAAGGAGGCAGAGUUUUGUGACAGAGGAAGCAUCUUUUCCUCUGCUCCAGAGGCUCCCCCAAGUCCAAGUACCCCACUGCAGCAUCCAAGGGAAAAGAAGCAGCUACUAUCUGUUGAUGAAGAAGAGGAAGAAAAGGAUCCAAAGCAUGUUGUUGUCACUACUUUAUUGGAUCUCAAUGUCUCAGGUGAUGAUUCCUUCACCCCAGAAGAAGGGGCAGAACUGAACCUCCUCACAUGUUUGGAUGUGACUGCAAAUUCAUCAGAAACACCAACCCCUCUUGAUGCUGAGCCAAGAGUCUUCUCUUGCAACUACUGCCACAGAAAGUUCUACAGUUCACAAGCACUAGGUGGCCACCAAAAUGCACACAAGAGAGAGAGGUCAAUAGCAAAGAGAGGUCACAGAUUUGGAACACAGCAGAUUAUGGCCUUUGGACUUCCCUUAUUGCAUAGAAACAACCACUAUGCAGCAGCACCAAGCAUGGCUUCUCUACCCCUUUAUGGUGCUUGCAGCAAUAGAGGCCUCGGAAUUCAAGCACACUCCAUGAUCCACAAGCCUUCUCAUGGAUUUGGAGGCUCUUAUGGACACCAUCAUGGUUGGUCUAGACCCAUCAUUGAUCAACAACCAGGAGUAGCUAAGCUUGCUGUGCCUGAUUUUCUCAGAACAAAAUCAGCAUUAUCAUCAUCACAAAGCAGUGUUGGUAGGUUUGAAAUGGUUAAUAGUACUAAUACCAUGAUGAAUUCUGUGGCCAACAAGGAAAUCACUGGUUGUGUGGCUACUGGUGGAACUCUUUUGAAGAGUAGUGCUAAUCAAGAAGAAAUGAAGCACCUUGAUCUGUCCCUCAAGCUCUGAAAUCUCAAGGUUUUGAAAACCGUGAUUUUGGCUGCAACGACAAGGUGACCUUGUCGCAAUCACAAUUGUGACUGCAUCAGUUGCAUUUAUUCGCAGUUUCCCGCGAUGUCAAGAAUGGUGACAAGACCGCGACUGCAACGUUAUGAGCUUGGCUUAUUUAUAUAGUUUUUGCUUUGAUGAUAUGAGUAAUUGUAGAUUAGUAUAGUUAAGAUUUUGGCAAAGUUAUUUUUCCAACAGUGUGAAAUAACAUUUCUGUAAAUUUGUUUAUGGGAGGAUGGAAGUUCUUUUCUUGUAAAUGACUUAAGAAUCAUUCAACUUCAGUUAGGUUAGCUGCCUUAUUGAGUUGAAAUUUUAAAGUUUGUUGAUGAGUCCUUUUUCCCUAGAUCACUUUUUCCCCUAUUCUGUCCAUAGAUGUAAGUAAAUCUAAUGAAGGUUUUUUCUUUUCUUUC